AUGCUUCCUCUAGCUAGAUGGUGUCUUGACGAACUAGUAAAGAUUCUUGAGCGCAGGCAAAGAACUGACCAGGUUGUUCUUCCUGUACUAUUCUAUGAUACAGAAGAGCCCUCAGAUGUCCAGAAACAAACCGGGAGUUAUGCAAAAGCUCUUGAUGAACAUGAAGAACGCUUCCAGGAAGAAUUGGAGAAGGUCAACAAGCGGAGAGGAGCUCUUGCAGGGACUGGAACUCUAUAUGGAUGGGAUGCAUCUAUCAAAGAGCCCGAUGACUCCCAGGCACAAGGAGCAUAUUCAAAGAGGUUGCAUGACAAGAACAUACUGCAACUGUGUAUCUCCCAAGUCCCUGCAACAGCAAUUAGAUAUAAUAUAAGGAACCAGCUGGAGGAUAGGAAAUGA
Molecule: messenger RNA, 396 nt
Organism: Populus nigra (black poplar)
Lineage: Eukaryota; Viridiplantae; Streptophyta; Magnoliopsida; Malpighiales; Salicaceae
Product: TMV resistance protein N-like
Exons: 2
Coding region: 1-396 (131 amino acids)
Biological process (GO): signal transduction
Source: RefSeq, a predicted model, not a curated record